CUUUAGCGUGUUCCAAUCUCACCUCCAUAUUAUGGCCAAACAGCAGAGGACCCCCAAGGUCCAGAAAGACCACUAUGCACGCACAUCCUUCUUGUUCCAGGCAGCCAAUUUUUAUGCAAGCCACGGAAACCCCGUCAUGUCUCGGAUGAUGCUGCGAAGUGUCGAUUUGGUGGCAAAACGCACGGUGUUACGCGUGCUGCCGCAUGUCAAACGACAGAUGUGCAAAACGUGCAGUUCGAUUUUGAUUCCGGGGCUCACCAUGAAAACCGAGGUUGAAAACCUACUGAAGAACCCUUCGAAAUCUCGCAAGGCCGAUGUGUUAGUGCACACGUGUCUUGAAUGUGACACCACAAAGAGGUUCCCAAUAGGGAAGGACCCGUCGUACGUUCUACAUUGCGAUAGGAAUGCUUUCACAGAAAAGUAA
Metschnikowia bicuspidata var. bicuspidata NRRL YB-4993 is the source of this 424-nucleotide messenger RNA. It is a transcript of the gene RPR2, whose product is annotated as ribonuclease P protein subunit. The coding region runs from base 32 to 424 and encodes 130 amino acids. Gene Ontology annotation, cellular component: nucleolar ribonuclease P complex. Gene Ontology annotation, biological process: tRNA processing. The record is from RefSeq and is a predicted model, not a curated record. NCBI's taxonomy places the organism in Eukaryota, Fungi, Ascomycota, Pichiomycetes, Serinales, Metschnikowiaceae. The transcript has a single exon.